CACCGUAAUGAAAGAGACUUUUUAUAUUUGAUGAUGAUGCUUCCGUCUACUUGAGGUUAAUAACAUCAUUAUUCACUACAAUAAUUUGAACUACAUUUUAGGAAAAAUAUAAGCAGGGGGAGGGAGAAGUAGAUCUCCGCACGGCAGCUGUGUUUUGCAGGGGUUCUACAACUUUUCUUGUCACCAGCCGCCCGCUCUUUCUACAUUGCACCCUGUGGUCACGGUCCAGUGUUGAACACACAUGGUCAUUGGAUUCAACUGCAGAAGAGAGAGAUCCUCUGGUUUUGUGAUAUAGUUGCAAAAGGCUUAUCAGGAGUGAUGGAGUUGGUGGAGCGGACUAGUGUCUGGAACGAUAGGGUCUGUGUAAACAAGAAAGCCCUAGAGGCAGUGCUCCAGCAAUGCCACUUGGCCUUCCAACUGCUCGCCUCUGGACGUGAUGAUGACGGCAACAAUGAUGUUGCUGGUGAACUUGAUGUUCCCAAUCCCCAAGAUUUGGAUGGAACCUGUGCCCCUGCCAGCCGCAAGACUGACACAGCUGAGUUUUAUAGUCUCUUAAAAUCAAGAUUUGAAUGUGCUGAUUUCCUCAAGGAACUAGAAAAUGCCCGGGCCUCGCUUCCACAAAACGUGGCGGAGGAAGGCAAUUCCUGGGACAUGGUCAGCAAAAAUGAUCUUUGGGGAGGUGGAGAUGUUGACUUAGAAGCAGAAGAUUAUGUUUUAGUUCAGCAAGAAGAUAUAAUAGAGGGUAUAGCAUUCUUCAUGGCUGCAUAUCUGUUGUCCCUCGAACAAACUAAGCACUUGACACCAAACCAGCUUCAAGCAGCUCUAAGCAAGACAUUCUCUGUCAAAAAGAAGGGUAAGCUUCGGAAGGCAUGGGAUGGAAGCAGAGUAAUUUACAACAUAGCAUCCUGGGGAACUACAGCCAUGGGAAUAUAUCAAAACCCUGCAGUAUUUCGUGCUGCCUCUACAGCAUUCUGGACUUCAUGUCUUGUUAUAUCAAAGCUAUUGUGAAGUGCAUCAGUUGCUUGUGAAGAGCCUGAUGGUUGGAUUUGACUACUGUGGAUGCCAUACUAGCAUGUCCAUAGUUGUUGACACGAUUGGUUUGUUUUAGUUUUUCUAAUCCUGUAAAUAGUUUAUCAAGCUGUGCGCUUUCCAUCAGUAGAAAUUGAACAAAACAGGUCUGAGUUGUCAUACCUGUAUAUAACAAUCAUGUAAAUAAGGAAACUUCAUUUAUUCCUGAUUCUUGAUCA
Molecule: messenger RNA, 1247 nt
Organism: Sesamum indicum (sesame)
Lineage: Eukaryota; Viridiplantae; Streptophyta; Magnoliopsida; Lamiales; Pedaliaceae
Source: RefSeq, a predicted model, not a curated record